AAAUAAUCCCCCUCCCCACCUACCGCAAGGAAGUAAAUGGAGAGAUCAACGGAAAUGGAUGUGGGUACGCCAAGCUUUGUUGCGGGGCAACGUCCGUCGGGAGCCGUGGACCGAUUGUUUCAGUCGAGCGUUGGCUCGGCGUCCAGCAUGGCGCGCUCUGACGAGGAGAGCCUGGUGCCGUCGGAGGAUGUGCCGUCUCGCCACUCGGUCGUCUCGGACCUGGAGCCCAUGUUCCGGCCGCUGCGCGUCACACCCUGCAUAGCCGUCCACAUGGUGCUGCUGGUGGCGCUGCUGCUGGCUGUGCUGCUGCUGCCGUUCCCCUUCUUCUGCAAAUAUGACGACUGCGGCCUGGAGACAUGCACACUACAGACGCUGCUGCACAUCGUCACCUGGAUCUGCAGCGGGGUGCUGCACCUGAUCCUGCACCGCCUGCACUUCGACUCAUACAUCCACGGCUACUCCGAUUUUCACCAGGCGUCAGCGGCUGCAUCGGAAGCUCCCGGCGGUUGUCUACUCAGUCGGUAG
Pollicipes pollicipes is the source of this 525-nucleotide messenger RNA. RefSeq lists its product as uncharacterized. The coding region runs from base 37 to 525 and encodes 162 amino acids. NCBI's taxonomy places the organism in Eukaryota, Metazoa, Arthropoda, Thecostraca, Pollicipedomorpha, Pollicipedidae. The transcript has 4 exons. The record is from RefSeq and is a predicted model, not a curated record.